AUGUCCUUGUGUCUAAACCGCCUCCAAGAGGAGAGGAAACAGUGGCGUCGGGAUCACCCGUUCGGCUUCUACGCGCGACCUGUACGGGGGGCAAAUGGCGUACUGGACCUCAAGAACUGGGAAGUGGGCAUUCCAGGAAGAGACAACACCAUCUGGCAAGGUGGAUUGUUCAAGUUGACGCUUACCUUCCCUGACGAGUAUCCUACCAAGCCGCCUAAGUGUCGUUUCGUGCCUCCACUGUUCCACCCCAACGUCUAUCCCUCCGGCACAGUCUGUCUCUCGAUCCUCAAUGAAGAAGAAGGGUGGAAGCCGGCUAUUACCAUUAAGCAGAUUCUGCUCGGCAUCCAAGACUUACUCAACGAUCCCAACCCAGAAUCGCCCGCCCAAGCAGAGGCGUACAAUCUGUUCAAGAAAGAUAAAGCUGCAUACGAGCGGAAGAUCAAGAGCAUAGUCAAGGAGAAUCCGGCACCCUGA
Exophiala dermatitidis NIH/UT8656 is the source of this 474-nucleotide messenger RNA. RefSeq names its product SUMO-conjugating enzyme ubc9. The record is from RefSeq and is a predicted model, not a curated record. The transcript has 3 exons. NCBI's taxonomy places the organism in Eukaryota, Fungi, Ascomycota, Eurotiomycetes, Chaetothyriales, Herpotrichiellaceae. The coding region runs from base 1 to 474 and encodes 157 amino acids. Gene Ontology annotation, molecular function: SUMO conjugating enzyme activity. Gene Ontology annotation, cellular component: nucleus. Gene Ontology annotation, biological process: protein sumoylation.